GGUAAACCGGUGUUGAUGGAUUAAUCAAUACAGUAACCAUAGAAACAACUAAACAUAUCCGAUACCGUAACAAGCGCGUGUUUUUAAUGAAAUUUCGUAAGUAGAAUAAUUACAGUGUUGUUAUCGCGAUUUUGUGGUUUUAUCAGUAAAUUAACGAUGGGAAAGGGUUCGAAGCCUAAGGAAGCAGAUCCUUCUGCCGACCACCUGUCAGAAGUUGACAAGACGUUCUACGAAUUGACUAUAGCCGAUUUAAAUCGUAAAAUUGCAAGACUAAAAACCUUGACCGAGGAACUAGAGGUGAAAAAUGUGGAAUUACAGAAAAAUCUUAAAACACUAGACGAGGAUAGAAAUGACGUAAUUGCAUAUCUUAAACGCGUAAUCCGCGACAAAACGGAAGAGGUGAAGGAUUUUCAUGAAAGGUUAACCGGAAUCGAGGAAGCAAGGGAAGGGGAAAAUAAAACGUUUAAAAAAGAAAUCGCAUCAAUGAAGGACGAGUACAAAAUUAUGCACGAGCAGCUGACAUCCGAAAUUAAAUUAUUAAAUGGUAAAAUGAAUUCUUUAGACGAAUUUAGAGCACAAAAGGAAGAGUUGAUGAAAAAGUUUGAGGCGCAAGAGAAGGAAAUACUUGAACAAGAAGUUAGACACAAACGAGAGUUGUACGCCACUGAGAAAAAGUUUGUUGUGGGCAAAGAUAACUUAAAAAAAGAUAUGGAAAAACGGCUUCUACAACUUUCAACCGAUUUUCAAAACGUAACUGAAAUGCGAAUCGCGUCCACUACUCAUCGCGUUAUAAGGGAAAAUAUUGCCAUAAACAAUGAGCUAGAUGCGGUGUUUACAACGCAAAAACGUCUGCACAAUGACAACAAAGCGCUGAUUGAAGAGAAUAGGAAACUAAGAUUAGAUGCGUCCUUGUACAACGACGAAAAAAAGAAAGUUCUUAAAAAAAACUUGACACAAGUAGGCAUUAUUUCAAAAUUGACGGAAAAACGUGACGAAGCUGAGCAAAAACUAGGCAUGUACAAGAAAGUAGAGGCAGAAUCAGUGUCUCUCAAAAGAGAGUUACUUCAAUUAAAUAAUGAAAAAGAAAAAUUGCAGUUCACCAUUCGCAUUUUAGAACAAAAUCUGCACGCUAGUAGAUGCGAGAGAAACGGUUUGGCAACCGAAUUACGUGUAGCCGAGGAUGAACUGAAAAGGCUCUCGGAAAUUUUAAAAGAAGCAGUGUAUUCAAUAAAGGCGGCUUUAAUGAUAAAACCAGUUAAGGGUAAAAUGACAAAGAUCCAUGAUCGCAAACCCUUAUUAAGCAAUUUAUUAAAAUUAAUGGAUAAAGGUCAAGAGAAUAUACCAAGGAGCCCUUCACUGGAAUCGGUGGAUUCAACAUCGGCAAUAUAUGCCAAGGGUGACCUAGGUUUCGUUCCUAAACCAGUGAUCUUACGGUCUAGAGUGCCUACUAGAAGACAUCGUGAGGUACAAGUUAGUGCUAGUUUUGAAGAUUUUCUUACGAGAUAUGUUCCGAAAAUGGAUAUUCAAGACACCAAAAAAGUAGACACUGAUAAUGGCAUCGAUGAGACUCGCCCUGUCGUUCAAUUUUCAAUUGAAAGAAUCACACCUGAUACUACAUCUGAACUUAAACAGUCCGAAGAAGAACGCGCUGUUUUUGAAAGUUCUGAAUUGGAAUCGAGCAGUACUGAAUCACACCACGUAGACGAUUAUGUGCAGUUUACAAUCCUACCGGAAGCACUUGAUGAACCUGAUUUCGCCGAAAUCCCUGAACCAGAAGAAAUUGAUAACGCCCCUGCUCAAGUGGAAAAUAUUGCCACUACUUCAGAUGUAGUAUCCGAUAAGGAGGGCGGUCUUGCGGAGGCUGAUCUAAAGGAAUAAGCUUUGUUUCAUUUUUAUUUGUUAAUAUCUACCUAAUUGUGUUCGUGUAAAAAAAAAUUAAAUUAAUCGCACUGUGGAUGGUCAUUGGUCAAUUGUUUA
Molecule: messenger RNA, 1977 nt
Organism: Photinus pyralis (common eastern firefly)
Lineage: Eukaryota; Metazoa; Arthropoda; Insecta; Coleoptera; Lampyridae
Product: cilia- and flagella-associated protein 157-like
Exons: 1
Coding region: 157-1878 (573 amino acids)
Cellular component (GO): ciliary basal body; cilium
Molecular function (GO): microtubule binding
Source: RefSeq, a predicted model, not a curated record